CCCUGCUUAAAUAUUCAUGAGCUGAGUGCCCUGCGUCCCCGUGCGUGAUGACGUAGCGCGACAAAUGCGGAUCCCGAUUGCUGCAGCCGCUUGUCAGUGUGACGAAGAUUGGCACCCAGGUCGUUUCCUGUUGCCUGCCCAUAUAAUGCCCCAGGGUUGGCAGUGGCCACUUUGAAUAUGAUGGCUGCACAGUCUGUGUCCAUAGACGAAUAUCAAGAGGGAGACCAGCAGAUGCAGGUCAUGGAGCAGUCAGAGAGUGACCUUGAACAGGGCUUUGCCAAUGGAAGCACAGGAAGCUCCAGCAGCCCUGUAUCCACUGAACCACAAACACAAAUGGAUGUCUACAAAUCCUGUAUAUAUAGACAUCCCCUCUUCCCUCUCUUAGCCCUGCUGUUUGAGAAGUGUGAGCAGUCCACUCAGGGCUCUGACUGCGUAACGUCUGCCAGUUUUGAUGUUGACAUUGAAAACUUUGUACGCAGUCAGGAGAAAGAUGGCAAAGCAUUCUUUAGUGAAGACCCAGACCUUGACAACUUGAUGGUCAAGGCCAUCCAGGUGCUGCGGAUUCAUCUGUUAGAGCUAGAGAAAGUUAGUGAUCUGUGCAAGGACUUCUGCAGCCGUUACAUUUCCUGCCUCAAGACCAAGAUGAACAGUGAGACACUACUGAGUGGAGAGCCAGGCAGCCCAUACUCUCCGGGCCACGACCAACUAUCGAACCCUUUCUCAAGUGCCCUCAGCCCCCAGGGUGUUGUGGCACCCUCACAUGGACUUCAACAAGGGAAUGUUACAGUGACAGCAGUCAAUCCAUCACAAAUGGUCGCAGGUAAUACAGUGUAUCAGCCAGUGACGGUAGUCACACCACAGGGACAAGUGGUGACACAAGCCAUCUCACCUGGAACAAUACACAUCCAGAACUCACAGCUCCAGCUUCAGCUCAAUCAGGACUUGAGUUUCUUUGGUGGAGAUGAUAACUCCCCUAAAAACAAGCGUGGUGUUCUCCCCAAACAGGCUACCAGUGUCAUGCGCUCCUGGCUCUUCCAGCACAUUGCGCAUCCUUAUCCCACUGAGGAAGAGAAAAAGCAAAUUGCAACUCAAACAAACCUGACUUUACUCCAGGUCAACAACUGGUUUAUUAAUGCUCGAAGACGGAUCUUGCAGCCAAUGCUGGAUGUCAACUCAGAGAUAGCCAAAACCAAAAAGAAGACCGCUCAGAGCCGCCCGCUACACCGCUUCUGGUCUGACUCCAUCGCCUCAACUGGAACCCAGCAGCAGCUCACAAUGCCAGACGGUAGUAUGGUUACAGUGGGGAUGAAUGUCGAUGGCUUCCAAGCGCUUUCAUCAGAUGGAGCAACUCUCGCCAUGCAGCAAGUCAUGAUGGGAAAUCACAGCGAGGAUGAAUCGGAGGAAAGCGGCAAUGAAGACGACGCAGAUUUGUCAUCUGCUAACAUGACUGGGCUGGGUUUAGAUGUUAGCGACUAAGACACCUGGAUCGCAGGUCACACACUGCAUGCUUACAUUUACAUUGGAAAACUUGCACAUGACACUUGUGGCAAGAUAUCCAGUCCCCUCAUAGACUUUCAGCAAAGCUGAUACUUGUGCACUACAAAAAAAGAAAUAAUUAAGAGUACUGUAUGUUGGCCUGUAUGUUACACAAACACACACGAACAGUUUACAGAGAGCACAACGUUACUGAAAGAUGCAGUGUGCGAGCUGUUGCAUUUCAGCACCUGUUUUUAUUGCGUAGACGUGCAGGUGCGUGCACUUUUAUAUAGAGGUUGCAACAAUGGAACGCAGAGGAAAGUUCUUAAGCUUCUUUAGUGAAUGUUUGUAAUGAUUUUGUUUUCUAUAUUAACUCAUUUGAAUGCCAAGAUUUUAAGAGUUUGUCGUCGUGCUGGUUUUAUUCACACUGCAUGUUCAUGUUCUCUUCAGUAUGGUCACGCUUGUAGAGAGGCUCCAAGACGGAGUUUGAGAAAAGAGAUUAUUAUUUUUAUAUAUGAACGUUGUAAAAAGUGUUGUUUUUUUCUUUUCUUUCUUUUUUUUUAGUUUGUGUUUUAUAGGGAAUAUUUAUGUACAGAAACUAUACUAUCUGCCCUGUUUUCAGGGGAUGACUUAAAAGUUUUUUAGAAAAAAACAAAAAAAAAAGAUGUUGGAUUAUAAACCAUUUCUAAAUAUGUAAAUUGGUUUUAACACACAUACAAAAUGCCUUACAUAUUCUUUUGUAAAACUAUACCGCUGAUAAGCACAGAAAGCCUGAUAUGUUGAUUAAAUUUAGUAAGAUGAGUUAAAUCAGUCUCUUCCAGUCAUCGUCAUCCAUAUGCUGAAGAUGUUCCUUCGUUUCAGAGGGACCUCCUUGUUUUUGCUCUGUAGGUUAAUGUAGUUCGAUCUAACAUGCACAAAGCUUCCCUUAACAAUCAGAGUUAUGAAAGAUGCUUUGGGAAUUAUGGCAUAAAAUGUCCAUAUGAAAGUCAAAUAAAGGUCAAGUCUGAGUAUUUUGCCACACCAUUUUACAUUAAAUGUUGUUAAUUGUGUGCUGUUUUUUUAAACAAUUAUUUAAGGACUGUCUGUAAACACUACAAUAGUAUAACAUAUUAAAGCCUUUACAAAGUUUU
Messenger RNA from Onychostoma macrolepis, 2606 nucleotides. It is a transcript of the gene pknox1.1, whose product is annotated as pbx/knotted 1 homeobox 1.1. Gene Ontology annotation, molecular function: DNA-binding transcription factor activity, RNA polymerase II-specific; RNA polymerase II cis-regulatory region sequence-specific DNA binding. Lineage: Eukaryota; Metazoa; Chordata; Actinopteri; Cypriniformes; Cyprinidae. The transcript is spliced from 11 exons. The record is from RefSeq and is a predicted model, not a curated record. Bases 178 to 1476 code for a protein of 432 amino acids. Gene Ontology annotation, biological process: angiogenesis; regulation of transcription by RNA polymerase II.